This is a messenger RNA of Zea mays, 582 nucleotides long. RefSeq lists its product as uncharacterized. The coding region runs from base 6 to 506 and encodes 166 amino acids. The transcript has 3 exons. NCBI's taxonomy places the organism in Eukaryota, Viridiplantae, Streptophyta, Magnoliopsida, Poales, Poaceae. The record is from RefSeq and is a predicted model, not a curated record.
AAUAAAUGACAACAUAUACACAAUGCAUCAUUUUGUCUACUAAGACAGUGCAUGCCCUCCUGUUAGCUACUGCAGACAACUCGCGCCUGCAGGUUCCUUUGUGUCCAACCCAAGGAAAGGAGAGGCAGGUUCCUCACAUCUCUCCUGCCAUAUCUGCUGCUCCAGAAGCUUUCCUCCCCCUCUCUGCUUCAAGAGUUCAAGGUAGCUGGCGCUGCACGCUCCGUCCUAGCAGCAAGCUUGCAGCCAUGGAGCCCAGGAAGUCGAAUUAUCUCGUCGCCCUCGUCUUGGCGUCGUUCUUGCUCUCCGUCGCCGUCGCAGGAGGGCAUAGGAAGAAGCUCGAUGACGCAUCAGAAUCAAUGGAGACAUCGGAAUCCACGCAGGAAGAUGACGAAAUAGCGGUGGUGGUCCACGAGAGAAUUCUCAGCCAGGUGAAGAUGAACGACUACGCGAGAUACGACCCUUCACCGACCAUGGCUAAGCCUCGCUCCAAGGACAUACCGAACUAGUCAGCCCAGCCCUUGUAUUGAGAUUAUAUGUAGAGAAAGAAGAUCUCUCUCUCUCUCUUAUAUAUAUAUAUAUAUA